Rosa chinensis is the source of this 3565-nucleotide messenger RNA. RefSeq names its product homeobox-leucine zipper protein REVOLUTA. The record is from RefSeq and is a predicted model, not a curated record. The transcript has 18 exons. Lineage: Eukaryota; Viridiplantae; Streptophyta; Magnoliopsida; Rosales; Rosaceae. Gene Ontology annotation, molecular function: lipid binding; DNA-binding transcription factor activity; DNA binding. The coding region runs from base 862 to 3393 and encodes 843 amino acids.
CAUUUCCACUCUGCUUCUGUUCUCUGCGCUCAGAUCACUGUCUUUUUAGCUGCCUCUCUCUCUCUCUCUCUCAUUUCUAAGAAAUGAAAUAAAUAAGCCCAGAAAUAUUUACUCUCUGGAAAGUGGCACCAGCUCUCUCUCUCUCUCUCUUUCUCUAUGAUGAUUAUGAUUAGGGUUUAUGCACUCUCUCUUGUUCUGGGUUGUUUCACUCACUGGCUCUCCUGGUCCAGACAGAGCCUCUCUUGAUUUUCACCUUUGCUGUUUCUGUGUUUUCACUUUGGUCUUCUAGAGUGUGUCUGUGUCAAUGUGUUGUGGGAUUGAGCUGAAAGUACAGGCAGAUUGAGCUGGUGGUUUUGGAAAAAAAAAAAAAAACAAGUGGGGUUUUCUGAACGUGUUAGUGGGUUUCAGUUUCAAAACAGCUUGAAAUUUGGGUUUAAAGCUGGUUUGGAAUUUUGUGAUUGCGUUCAAAGCUGUGGUAAGUAACAGAAAUCAACCAGGGAGGUUUAAGAAAAAGAAAGAAAGAAAGAAAAAAAAAAAACAGAGUCUUUUUGUGUCUGUAUUAUAGCCAAAAACCCCAUUUUGGUCUUCACCAACAAGCUCAGUUAGCUUUUACAUUUCUGUUCCCAACAAACCAAGAAUCUUCUAGCCGCUUCAAACCAGGCUAUACCUUCGUCCGUUUACACUUGCUCUUUCUCGUUCUCCGAGAUAGGACGGACUUUACAAAGCCAGAGAGAAUCUUUGGUCUUUUUCUAAAGCCCCCCCCGAAGGAAAACCCAAAUCAGCUAGCGCUUUAAGAACCUCUCUAUCACUUUGGUCUUGUCUGUAUUUGCUCCUUGAGCUUGUUUUUGGUUUUGGGGAAAAAUGGCUAUGGCUGUGGCUCAUCAUCAGCACAGAGAGAGUAGCAGUGGUAGUAGUAUAAACAAGCAUCUUAAUGAUGCUGGAAAAUAUGUGCGCUACACUUCUGAGCAAGUGGAAGCUCUUGAACGUGUCUAUGCCGAGUGUCCCAAGCCGAGUUCUUUGAGAAGGCAGCAAUUGAUCCGAGACUGCCCCAUUCUUUCAAACAUAGAGCCCAAGCAGAUCAAAGUCUGGUUUCAGAACCGCAGAUGUCGAGAAAAGCAGAGAAAAGAGUCUUCGAGGCUUCAGACUGUUAACAGGAAAUUAUCAGCAAUGAACAAGUUGUUGAUGGAGGAAAAUGAUAGACUGCAGAAACAGGUGUCUCAGCUUGUUUGUGAGAAUGGGUACAUGCGCCAACAGCUGCAUACUGUACCAGCUACUGAUGCAAGCUGCGACUCUGUGGUUACAACUCCGCAGCAUUCUCUCAGAGAUGCUAAUAAUCCUGCUGGACUCCUCUCCAUAGCGGAGGAGACAUUGGCAGAGUUCCUUUCUAAGGCUACAGGAACUGCUGUCGAUUGGGUCCAGAUGCCUGGGAUGAAGCCUGGUCCGGAUUCGGUUGGGAUCUUUGCUAUUUCACAAAGUUGCGGUGGAGUGGCAGCUCGAGCCUGUGGUCUCGUAAGUUUAGAGCCUACGAAGAUUGCAGAGAUCCUUAAAGAUCGUCCAUCUUGGUUCCGGGACUGUCGGAGCCUUGAAGUUUUUACUAUGUUUCCUGCUGGAAAUGGAGGGACUAUAGAACUCAUAUAUACGCAGACAUAUGCUCCGACUACACUGGCUCCUGCAAGGGAUUUUUGGACCCUACGAUACACUACUACUUUAGACAAUGGCAGUUUUGUGGUAUGUGAGAGAUCUCUUUCUGGUUCUGGUGCUGGCCCCAAUGGAGCUUCUGCUGCCCAGUUUGUCAGAGCAGAAAUGCUUCCUAGUGGUUAUCUGAUUCGACCGUGUGAGGGUGGAGGAUCAAUCAUUCAUAUUGUUGACCACCUGAACCUUGAGGCUUGGAGUGUGCCAGAAGUGCUGCGACCGCUUUAUGAAUCGUCCAAAGUGGUAGCGCAAAAAAGGACUAUUGCGGCAUUGCGUUACAUCAGGCAAAUAGCUCAGGAGACCAGUGGUGAAGUUGUGUACAGUUUUGGCAGGCAGCCAGCUGUUCUGCGAACUUUUAGCCAAAGAUUAAUCAGAGGCUUUAAUGAUGCUGUCAAUGGAUUUAAUGAUGAUGGCUGGUCUUUGAUCAACUGUGAUGGUGCUGAAGACAUUAUAAUGGCCGUUAAUUCAACCAAGAAUUUGACUACUACGAAUCCUGCUAAUUCAUUUGCUUUUCUCGGUGGUAUUCUGUGUGCAAAGGCUUCCAUGCUACUCCAAAAUGUCCCCCCAGCUGUCCUGGUUCGUUUCUUGAGGGAGCAUCGUUCAGAGUGGGCUGAUUUCAAUGUUGAUGCCUAUUCUGCUGCGUCUUUGAAAUCUGGUUCAUAUGCAUACCCAGGGAUGAGGCCAACAAGGUUUACUGGGGGCCAAAUCAUCAUGCCACUUGGUCACACCAUUGAACAUGAAGAGUUGCUAGAAGUUGUUCGUCUUGAAGGCCAUUCUUUCUCUCAAGAAGAAGCAUUUGCAUCACGGGACAUUCAUCUCUUACAGAUAUGUAGUGGAGUUGAUGAAAAUGCUGUGGGAGCCUGUUCAGAGCUUGUUUUUGCUCCAAUUGAUGAGAUGUUUCCAGACGAUGCUCCGUUGCUUCCCUCUGGUUUCCGCAUUAUUCCUUUGGAAUCAAAAACAAGUGAUUCAAAAGACGCCAUGGCUACUCAUCGGACAUUAGAUUUGACGUCCAGUCUUGAAGUGGGCUCAACAACAAACCAUAAUGCUGGAGAUUUGAAUUCAUUUCAUAACGCUCGAUCAGUAUUAACGAUUGCCUUCCAGUUUCCCUUCGAGAGUAGUCUACAGGAUAAUGUUGCAUCCAUGGCACGCCAAUAUGUACGAAAUGUCAUCUCAUCAGUGCAGAGAGUUGCAAUGGCUAUAUCUCCAUCAGGAUUGAGUCCGUCCGUGGGACCAAAAUUAUCUCCCAGCUCUCCAGAAGCACUAACACUGGCUAACUGGAUCUGCCAGAGCUAUAGUUAUCAUAUAGGGGCGGAACUGCUGCAGCCUGAUUCCUUGGGCGGUGACUCGAUGUUGAAACAUCUAUGGCAUCAUCAAGAUGCGAUUUUGUGCUGUUCAUUGAAGUCACUGCCGGUUUUCAUCUUUGCUAACCAGGCAGGGCUUGACAUGCUGGAGACAACUCUUGUUGCUCUUCAGGACAUCUCAUUAGAUAAGAUUUUUGAUGAGUGUGGACGUAAGACAUUGUGCGCCGACUUUGCUAAACUAAUGCAGCAGGGAUUUGCUUACUUGCCGGCUGGGAUUUGCAUGUCAACAAUGGGGCGCCAUAUCUCAUAUGAACAGGCCAUUGGAUGGAAAGUUCUUUCUGGAGAAGAUAACUCUGUCCAUUGCCUUGCCUUCUCGUUUGUAAACUGGUCUUUUGUGUGAACAUGUUAGUUUAAGUUAUUCAUCCAAACACCUUUCUUCCACUGGAUAUGGAAAUGAAAUCUGAAAAGAAUGAAUGUGGAAAAGGUAAGUAGACCAAAAGUUUUGUGUUAUCCGUAAGAACUUGGUUUUGCAUCAUAUUAAUUUAAUUUAAUUUUUUGUUGAAACUCCCAAA